AUGUCAUCGGACACGUCAUCAUCGCUACAUUUGACGGGCUCGGAGCGAUUCGGCACGAGCCACAGAAAGUUCGAUUUGCGCCUGACCGAGUCUUACGAGCUCGCCUGUCAUGUACGCUUGCCCGAUAUUCGAUUGGCCGUGCACAAUGCUAAUGCGCUCAAUCCCGCAGUACCUUGA
Molecule: messenger RNA, 177 nt
Organism: Mixia osmundae IAM 14324
Lineage: Eukaryota; Fungi; Basidiomycota; Mixiomycetes; Mixiales; Mixiaceae
Exons: 1
Coding region: 1-177 (58 amino acids)
Source: RefSeq, a predicted model, not a curated record